AUGGGAACCACAGGAACCAUAAGAACCAUAGGAAGCACAGGAACCACAGGAACCAUGGGAACCAUAGGAACCACAGGAACCAUAGGAACCACAGGAACCAUAGGAACCAUAGGAACCACAGGAACCAUAGGAACCACAGGAACCAUAGGAACCACAGGAACCAUAGGAACCACAGGAACCAUAAUAACCAUAGGAACCAUAGUAACCACAGGAACGAUAGGAACCACAGGAACCAUAGGAACCAUAGGAACCAUAGGAACCACAGGAACCAUAAUAACCAUAGGAACCAUAGGAACCACAGGAACCAUAGGAACCAUAGGAACCAUAGGAACCACAGGAACCACAUGA
Messenger RNA from Hyla sarda, 348 nucleotides. Its product is annotated as sericin-1-like. Bases 1 to 348 code for a protein of 115 amino acids. The transcript has a single exon. NCBI's taxonomy places the organism in Eukaryota, Metazoa, Chordata, Amphibia, Anura, Hylidae. The record is from RefSeq and is a predicted model, not a curated record.